Sinocyclocheilus anshuiensis is the source of this 1551-nucleotide messenger RNA. RefSeq names its product TRAF3 interacting protein 2a (gene traf3ip2a). The record is from RefSeq and is a predicted model, not a curated record. The coding region runs from base 109 to 897 and encodes 262 amino acids. The transcript is spliced from 9 exons. Lineage: Eukaryota; Metazoa; Chordata; Actinopteri; Cypriniformes; Cyprinidae. Gene Ontology annotation, biological process: positive regulation of canonical NF-kappaB signal transduction; humoral immune response.
UGUUUCCUGAACAAACCGAAAGCAGGUGUGCCGCUGUUUACAGCUUUACAGGAAGAGACAGGCUCAGAACAGAUAUCGCAAUUUGAAUUCGGGAAUACAGGAAAAGCGAUGGAAUCAUUUCCGGGUAAAGAAAAGGUUCCAGAUGAGUACCCACCAGAGGUUUUAUAUCACUGGCACAAGCAACCUGCAAAUUAUCCACAGCCCAACUGCCCGCUGUAUCAUCCCCUACCUGAGUAUGCAAGGCCCAUCUCUAGACAAGUGGCAGUUGUGAGGCCCCCUCAAGUCACAUCCCGUCAGAGCACAGCCCCUGUGAGAGAGCUCAUGUCAGAAGUGUGUGUCCAGCCUUCCCAACCAGCUGCUGUCGGCCACCCUCAAACACUGAGACGCAACAUUAGUCUUCCUGAUGACUGCAGAGACAUUUUCAUAACCUAUUCUGUGGACACUGCAGCAGAGUUGAUGCCCUUUGUGAAUUUUUUGAUUAAUCAGGGAUUCAGACCGGCUAUUGAUAUAUUUGAAGACAGAGUUAGACAAAUGGACAUCAACAAAUGGAUGGACAGUUUUUUAAAAAAUAAGUCAGUGUUAAUCAUUGUAGUGAUCAGUCCAAAGUAUAAGACAGAUGUUGAGGGAGAUGGAUCUGAUCAACAUGGACUACACACCAAGUACAUACACACUCAGAUCCAAAAUGAAUUCAUUCUGCAGAGAUGUCUAAACUUCAGAUUGGUACCAGUGCUGUUUCCCAGUGCUAACCAAAGUCAUGUUCCACUCUGGCUACAGAGCACACGUCUGUACAGGUGGCCUGAGGAUGCUAAGGACCUGUUACUGCGUUUACUCAGGGAGGAAAAAUACAUUGUCCCUCCUCUGGGCAAAGAGCUGAUGCUCACUAUCAAACCCCUGUAAAAGUGAAUCUUGUGAAAUCAUGUCUAGUUCACAUUUCACCUCAAAAUCAAAAGAAAAGAUAAGAAAAUUAUAUUUUGUUCAAAUAUAUAUUUUGUUUUCUUUUAGGACCAUCAUUUCUUGAUUUAUUUAUUUUUUGAUGAGAAGUAUGAACAUUGUCCCUCCAAAUAUUAAAAAAAAAUCGUAUUAUUCUCAAUAGUGAUUUCUCGUAGCUGAUUUUUAUUUUAUUCUACAUUUUCUUUCUAUUUCAUUCAUUUGAUUUUGGGAUGAAAGGUAACCCCAACGUGGUUUGUCAGAUUAACCCAUAAACCCACUGCAUUAAUACUCUAGAAGCACUUCACAACAACUACAGGUUAAUAGUUGUAAACUGUUUUGGAGCUACAAUAAAUGGUCUGUAAAUUAAUCUCAAUACCAACUCAGAAGCGGCUUGUGAAAAAAGCUACUUUUGUAAUGUCUAUUUGAUAUGCUUUUCUCAUUUAACACAAUAAUUACUUUAAAUUUUCUUUUGGGGGUAAUUUCUCAGCAAAAUUUGAUGUGUAAUUUAGGUGAAUAAAGUGAAUGCAAGCAUACAUAUACUGUAAAGCUCCUUUCCCAGCGGUAGUUACUUUGUAUAUGCUAUGUAAAGUGUUGCACUUAUUAAAAAUGGUUCUCACUUUU